AUGGAAUGGUUACUUUCUCCGAAAUCAUUAAGCCCCAAAAUUCAUCCACGAUCGGCUGGAAGCCACUCAAGGAAUCAAUCACUUUCAACUGUUCAUAGCUAUUCUUCAUUCAAUUCCUCAAUGCCUAAGAAGCUAAAAUAUUUGUCAAAACUCAAAGGAAGGAACUCGAAUCCUAAUUUAAAUUUAUCACCAGAACUAGCAUCACAAGUAAUUAAACUUUAUUUUUUGCCAAUGUUCCAAGAUGAAUUUAGAGACAUUCAGACUAAGUUAAGGGCUACUACCUAUGGAGUCUCAAAAUCAGGAGAAAUCUUUAAAAAUUCUCUCAGUUCUAUUUUAAAAGGAGAGUUAGAGCUCGUAUAUCAUGAAAUACAAAUCCUUUUAUCAAGACUAGACCAAACAAACACAAGAAAAGAUGAAGCUGCACAAGAGCUUAUAGAAACACAACAAAAAUUGUGAAAGGCACAACUUGAAUUAAACUGUAUGAAUUUCCAAUUAAAUGCUGAAGAAAGCAAUAGAAAACAGAUUGAAAUUCAAGGGCUGCAUUUGAAUAGAGAAAUAAAUGAGCAAAUUAAUAGUUUAAAAGAAAUUGAAGGGAAAAAAUGUGAGUUAACUAGAGAACUUUAUAAAGAAAUUUCAUUUAAUGAGAUGUUAAAACAAAAUGCAAUAGAAUUAACACAUGGGUAUGCGAUAUAUAAAAUGAAAAAUGAUAUUAUGGGCGAGAGCUUAAAAGGAUUGCAUCAGUCCUGUAAAAGUGUCGUUUUUCCGACUGAUCUUGAAGAAAUAUUAAAAAAUGAAAUAAAAAAUUCGAGCAGAUAUUAUAUAUUAAUUGAAUUGAUUUUAAUAUAUAAUCAUUUUUAUACGAAAAUAAUUUUAGAGGUUGGUGUAUAAUUAGCCUAAAACGGAAUACACAUACAGGAUCAGUCAAAUAUCAGAUCAAUACACAAAUGAUCUUAAGGAAGUAUUAAAAGAAAAUGAUGAGCAUUUUAAAUACAAUGGAAUCAAUGCAAAGAAGAGAAUCUCACUAAGAUCAGAGCUAAAACAGCUUAAAAACUCAAUAAAAACCAAACUUGAUAACCUCAACAAAAAUCUUAUUCAAGCAAUAUCUGAUCGUAGAAACUUCAAAGAAUCUCUAGAAAAGCUUGAAAAUCAAUACAAAGAACUCACAGAGACCUAUGAAAGAGCCCGCUUAGACGAAAGAAAACUAGGCAAAAAAUUCGAAGUUGACGAAAGAAUUUGCAAAAACUGCCAAAAACCUUAUUACGAAAGCCAGAAUUUUAAUUGGUCUUGUAAAAGGCAUCAAAGCACAUGAAGUGGAGAAGUCUAUUGGUGCUGUGGCAAAAGAGAUAUAAAUGCUAUAGGCUGCCAAUCUUCUCACCAUGUGUCACGUGAGGAAGAUGAAGGUAAUAGCGAUGAACCAAAAUUUAAAUUUAAAAGAUGCUCGAGCUGCAAGGAAUAUGGGCAUGGCCCUCAUGAGUGCCCAAAAGACCCUAAUGCUCAAACUAAUAGAAAUGCGAUAGCUAUAGUUGAAAGGCAUAGGCAUUUGACAAGGAUUAAAAAAGGCCCUUCAACUAUGAACCUAAAUCAAGUGGCUAACCCCUCCAUCCUUGAUUGAACGAUCCGCAAUUACUCAGUCAAGAUGGAGAUUAUAUAAAAUUUCUAAAGAAAAUGUAUAUAUAAAUUAUUCUAUUAAUUCUCACAUUUAAAAGUUUCCCUAUAUCAAAUAUUUUUUAUGUGCUGUGAUAAGAUGCAAAGCAGAUUGCACAGUAGCGAUUAUACUGCAAAAUCUCUAAUUUUCAUUAUUAUCAAAUUCAAGUAUUUAGAUCUGAGGUAAAAGCAUUUAAGUGAAUUUGAUAAUUAAUUAUAUAAAAAUUGUUCAGUCAAGGAUUCAAAACUUACCAAAUUUUUAAUAGAAUCGUUUGAUCAAAAGCGGAGGAGUAAGGCAAAAAUGAUCAUGAGCGAAAGAUUGCAAGGAAAAGGCUUUGGAAAUCCUAAUGUAUCCACUCUAGAAACUGAAGAAACUGUGUUUGGUUUUGAAAAAGGAUUUAAUGACAUAAAAAAUUUAAAGAAAGAAGUUGAAUUUCAGCCAGAAAAGGUAAAUUGUAAUUAGAACUUAUUUAUAUUUACAUAUUCAUUAGGCAGCAAAAGUGGAAAAAAAGGAAAAAGUCUAAAUUCAAGCAGAAGCAGCACCCCAAAAAAUUCUGAAUUCCAGUCAUUUAGCAAGAGCAGAAAUGUAACCCCAAAAAAUAUUGAAUUUCAAGCCUUACAACUAAGCCGAAGCAGAAACGGGACACCUAAAAAUUACGAAAUCCAGACUAACGUUCGAUAUAAGAGUGAAUCUAUUUCACCAAAAACGAAAACCCCGAAAUCAGAAAAAUUUAUUUUUAGAUUUGGUGGAUAA
Molecule: messenger RNA, 2398 nt
Organism: Blepharisma stoltei
Lineage: Eukaryota; Ciliophora; Heterotrichea; Heterotrichida; Blepharismidae
Source: the annotation of a GenBank genome assembly